AACUCUAUCUAUAAACAACUUAGCUUCUUCUUAUCUCAUAUUAACACAAACUCUUCUCUCUCUCUCUUUCUCUCCAUAUUUUUCACCUCAAAUCUCUCAAAUAUCCAUUUUUAUUAUUUUUAGAUUGUUAGUUUUGUUUUCUUUCUAUUUCUCUAAUAAGAGAAAUCAAAAACAAAAACAAGAACAAACAAGAAGAAGAAGAAGAAUUUAUAUACUAAAUGGGUUUGAUUAUGUCUAAAGACAUUGCUAAUUUGAUUCUUUCAACUCUUUUCCAUGAAAAAGAAUGUGGUAAACUCAUGGUUUCUCGUUCUGGAAGACUCUUACAAAGAUAUGAUAAAGAGGGUUUAAGACAAGUUGUUGGAUGUGUACCGUACAGAUUUACCAAGAGAAAAAGUGAUGAAUUUUCUUGUGUGGAAGACUUAGAAGUUCUUUUGAUUAGUUCACAAAAAAGUCAAAGAAUGAUGUUCCCAAAGGGUGGUUGGGAAAGUGAUGAAAAUAUGGAAGAUGCAGCUUUAAGAGAGACAAUAGAAGAAGCUGGUGUAGUUGGAAAAAUUGGGGUAAGUAAUAAUAAUUUCUAUUCAAAAUUAUAUCUUUUUUAUGAUCAAAGGCUCAAUUUUUUAGUGAUUAUGAUUUUUGUUCUUAUUAUGUUUAUUGUUAUGUAUUUUUUGUUACAGAAAAUUUUGGGUAAAUGGCGUUAUUUGAGCAAAAGAGAGAGCAUAGUUCAUGAGGGUUACAUGUUCCCUUUACUUGUUAGUGAAGAGUUAGAUCUUUGGCCCGAAAAGAACCUUCGAAAUCGCCAAUGGGUAUGUCGAAAUGAGAUCAUUCUUGCUAAUUUCAUGCUAUAAAACUUGUGUUGAAAAUUGUUUUUCUAAAGUUUUUAUUUUUUUUGGUUUGUUUUAGAUGUCUGUUGCUCAAGCUAGAGAAGCAUGUCAAUCAUUGUGGAUGAGAGAAGCUUUAGAUGAAUUAGUUGCUAGACAAAUGAACCUUAAACAAAAUGAAGAGAAGAAGGUUGAGGAGGCGAAAUGUACAUAAGAAGGCCACCCGAUGUUGCCCACCGAAAUUAAAUCAAUUUCGGUUUUACAUCAAGGGAGAUGGAGGAGGGUGUGGAGAUUUGCCAAGAGAAAUCAAUCAUUGAUCUUCACAUGAGAAAACUCGAAAAAGGGUGUCUUCCUAGAAAUCUCGAAGCUCGAAAAAUCGCCACAACAAGUUGAAGAGAUGGAAUUGUGAAAACUUAAAAUGAAACUCUAAAACACUCCAUUGCUCAAGAAGAAAUCAAAGUGUGGAGAUGGGAAUUGUGAUGAAGAAAAAUCGGGUGAUUCGGGUGUCUCCUCCCUUCGAAAAACUCGAAUUGAAAGGUCAUGAAUUGAGGGGGCCAUUCAUGGCUUUUCAUAAGCAUAUCCAUGUUUGGUUUGCUGAGUUUCUUCUGGUGUUGUUAACAAUGCUUCUAUCAAAAAGUGGAUUGUGAAAUCAGAACAAAGCUUAAAACUUUCCACUCCCUAUUAAUAAUUAAAUCAUUCAAUUCAUUUAAUUUGAUUAAUUGUGAAUCUGUGAUUAUUUCCUUUGUAGUCUUUCUCUAAAUCAAAUCAAAUCAAGGGGAAUCCUUUUGCUGAAAUGAAGAAAAACUAAGCAUUAAAUUAAAA
Messenger RNA from Cannabis sativa, 1640 nucleotides. RefSeq names its product nudix hydrolase 4. The record is from RefSeq and is a predicted model, not a curated record. Gene Ontology annotation, molecular function: pyrophosphatase activity. The transcript is spliced from 3 exons. Gene Ontology annotation, cellular component: nucleus; cytoplasm. The coding region runs from base 219 to 845 and encodes 208 amino acids. NCBI's taxonomy places the organism in Eukaryota, Viridiplantae, Streptophyta, Magnoliopsida, Rosales, Cannabaceae.